AUGUCGCAGCAGGAUACUGGGGCAGCUGAUGCCCCGCCACAGCAAUCCUCGAGACGAUCUGCGUCACCAUCAAACAGCUUCUAUGCGCUGAGCGAUGAUGAAGAGGGCGAAUACAACACAAUCAGAAAUGCCGAUACAGGAAGAGGCGUCAAACUUCUCUUCUCCAAGAGCAAGGUUUAUGUACACCCAACACCAUCUUCAAAGGACAACAUCCCAGGAUAUAUAGCACUUCUCCAACAAAGAGGUCAUAAUGAAGAGCGGCCUUCUUCCUCUUCUUCUCAUGAUUCCCAACAUAUUGCUUCUUCAGACCUACUUCUUGCUUGGAUCCCCGAAUCGUCGCUCGGCGACUCUGCUAGCAUCUACGUCAAGGUCGACCUUUGCGAUGGAGACUCGCCCCCGAAACAGUCUUACCUGGUACCUCCUCCACCGACCGUUACGAGCCAUGUUGGAUCUGUUGGAGGCUAUGCCUUUGCGAUUCCAGUGAGCGCUGUCUACUCGCUUCUCGUUCGUCCUCCCAGUCUUGGCUGGUGGUAUGGAUCCGUCAUCAUAAACUCCCGUGCAGGCGACAGCUUCCCUGCUCUCUUCUUCCACGACAACGAAUGCCAAAGCACGAUCCUUCAAAAGAAGAAGAUCGCCCGCGACACAUUCGACCCUUUUGGAGAAUCUGGUCAGAUGUUCUGGGGUGGCGACGAGGUUGUAAAGUGGCUGCGUCGUUAUAUCAAGAUUGAGCGAUCAGGUGCCGAGCCCAACAUCUACUUGCUCGAACCGUCAAAGGAGGAUAGUGAAGCAUUUGGUCAUAAGCUUACAUCCAGCCCAUCGCAAAUUGGUCGCCAGGAUAGCUCAGUAGGAGCGCAGCAACGCGGUGCGGGGGGACCUUCAAACCGAGAUGCGGAGAUGGACCCUUUCGUAAAGCUGAUCAAGGAGACCGGCUGGAAUCUUAUGGAGAAGUUCAGCAAAGUCACCACUUUCACACGAAGAGCGGCCCAGGAUAUCGUCGAGAACCCGAAUCUGCCACCACAAGUAAGACGACUACUAAGGAAUCCCGAAGUCCAGACACUCCAGGAUGAGUUCGACAGCGCCAGAAUAUAUCUAGCUCGUUGGGCUAUGGGUAUUCAGGAGCAGAGCGAUCGCGAUCGGAGACAAAGGAUAUGGUCCGCUCACGACGUGAUGGAGCUUGAGGAUACUGAUGUUGGCGAGUUCGAGCUAUUAGAAGGCGCCAGCAACCUCUCACUCGAAGAACGUCGCAAGGCAGUGACAAUGAAAGAGUGGAAUACUUUUUUCGAUCCUCAAACUGGCCGCUUAGCGGUAACUAUUGAUGAAGUGAAGGAACGAGUCUUUCAUGGAGGUUUGGAUCCUGAUGAUGGGGUCCGAAAAGAGGCCUGGCUUUUCCUCCUCGGCGUUUAUGAGUGGUACAGUACUGCUGAUGAUCGAAAGGCCCAGAUGGCCUCUCUACGCGACCAAUACUACAAGCUUAAGCUGUCCUGGUGGGAGAGACUCGAGGGCGACGGAGGCGAGGGCGAGACAGGAGAGUGGUGGCGCGAGCAAAAGGGUCGAAUUGGUAAGUUGCUCACCAUCCCUCAGCCUUUCUCCCCGGAACGAUUUGCUAACUUUACGAUUUCUACAGAAAAGGAUGUCCACAGAACAGACCGCAACGUGCCUAUUUUCAUGGGAGAGGAUAUUCCUCAUCCUGACCCGAGCUCACCUUUUGCCGAAGUUGGCACCAAUGUGCAUCUCGAGCAAAUGAAGGAAAUGCUCCUGACUUAUAACGAGUACAAUAAGGAUCUCGGUUAUGUUCAGGGAAUGUCUGAUCUUUUAGCGCCGAUCUACGCUGUAAUCCAGGAUGAUGCUGUGGCUUUUUGGGGCUUCCAGAAGUUCAUGGAACGUAUGGAACGCAACUUCCUGCGAGAUCAGUCUGGUAUGCGUAACCAACUCUUGACACUAGAUCAGCUUGUGCAGUUCAUGGAUCCUGUACUCUGGAACCACCUUCAAAAGGCUGACAGCACCAACUUCUUCUUUUUCUUCCGAAUGCUCCUGGUAUGGUACAAACGCGAGUUUGAAUGGUUGGAUAUUCUGCGAUUAUGGGAAGGUUUGUGGACAGACUACAUGAGUGCCAACUUUCACCUUUUUAUUGCGUUGGCAAUUCUCGAGAGACACCGCGAUGUUAUUAUGGAGCAUCUGCAACACUUUGAUGAGGUGCUCAAAUAUGUCAAUGAGCUCUCUGGUACAAUCGAUCUGGAGGCAACUCUCAUCAGAGCAGAGAGCCUCUUUAAGAGAUUCCAAAGACUUGUCGAGGCAGUUGACAAGAAACAAAACUUCCCUGCUCCUCGAUUCAAUCCCAAAAACGCCUCUGGUUCUUCAGAAUCAGCGGAGUCAGGACCUUCAAAGGAUGGCAAGACACCCAGUAAGGGUAAAGCUAAUGAGCCUGCUGCACCCCCGCCGCAGCCAAAGACGAUUACCCCUGAGUUGCGCAAGCUACUGAGUAAGGAGGUGGAGGUGCUUCCCAGGACAACUGUGGCUCAGAACGGUGAUGGUAUGCCGAGCAAGUAA
This is a messenger RNA of Fusarium coffeatum, 2547 nucleotides long. RefSeq lists its product as uncharacterized. The coding region runs from base 1 to 2547 and encodes 848 amino acids. Lineage: Eukaryota; Fungi; Ascomycota; Sordariomycetes; Hypocreales; Nectriaceae. Gene Ontology annotation, biological process: activation of GTPase activity. The transcript is spliced from 3 exons. The record is from RefSeq and is a predicted model, not a curated record. Gene Ontology annotation, molecular function: GTPase activator activity.